Messenger RNA from Ostrinia furnacalis (Asian corn borer), 825 nucleotides. RefSeq lists its product as uncharacterized. NCBI's taxonomy places the organism in Eukaryota, Metazoa, Arthropoda, Insecta, Lepidoptera, Crambidae. Bases 229 to 810 code for a protein of 193 amino acids. The transcript is spliced from 2 exons. The record is from RefSeq and is a predicted model, not a curated record.
GCGAGCUACGGACGUAUGUAACGUUGCGCCGCGAAAAAAUACACGCGCGUAUUUACGCUCGCUGCCAUUCAACCUUUAAUCCUAUUAAAAAACAAACGCGGAUGUGUCAGUGACCGUAUCAAUCGAUAAUGGGAUAAUCCAGUGAUCAGUAAUUAAUAUGUGGUUAGAAGUUUUCGUAGUUUAAAGUUACGUGUGGAAAAUGCUUUUGGAAAAUGUGAGUUUGGAAAAAUGUUGAGGGCGUCCCGCGCGCGAUGCACGCACCUCGGAUGGCUGUGGAUACUGUACAUUUGCACUGUGGACGGGUACAUAGAAAUAGUGGAAGAGCAGCAAUGCCACGACUACGGCUUUCGGCUCACGUGUCGGGACCUGGACUCCCACAUCGCUGUCCUGGAGGCCUGGUACACCUCUUCCGAGGACUACCAGAGGGAGAACUCCUCCCAGCCCCAGAACCUCCAGCUACGAACCGAAAAUGACUCAGAACUGAAUCGAGUGUACGUUUAUUCUAGUCCAAAACACAAUGGCGUCUAUGAGUUAACCAACUUGACGUACCCUGAAAAUACCACUUUAGAUAUAUUGAAUUUGACGUUUAACGAAAGUGCAAACAUCACUGAUAAUGCAAGUGCGGUGAACAUCACUGAUAAUGGAAGUGCAGUGAACGUCACUGACAGUGAAAUGGAAGUGAACGGGAGUGCGUGUGGUGUGGUGACGUAUUCACGAAGCUACAGCAGUUGGAGAGAGGGAGACAAGAGAAAGAGAGCCCAAGAGAGGAGUGCGUCAGUCAAUUUGAGGGCGCCCUUGAGUUACCGGUAAGGAAUACUUAGGCCA